AUGACCGGAAGCGAACAUGAGUGGGCCGGUGGUUUCCGUUCGGAGCUGCGUUCGAUCGGAGACCGAGGAGACGAAAUUUGCCGACUAGCCGUGGGUUUGGAUGCCGCUCCUCUCGCACAGUGUGCCUUCGACGAGCACAUCGACGAUCUUGCUUCCGGUGGCAAGCGACGCAACUUUCUGUGCCUCUGCCCGCGCGCAUGUCCCCUUGCCGACGACAACGAGGCUGCGAGGUACUCCUCCCAGGCCAUGUACGCCGUCACGGUAUGGGAGUGGGCCUUGGGUCUGCCAAGAGAAUGGCGCUUUAUCUGGAAGACUCGGUGGACACCGGUCAAGGUCGCAUACCUGUUCUGUCGGUUAGUUGCCGAAAUUAAACGCCGAUGGGUCGCCGACACUAACGGCACGGAUUCUAGUUAUUGGGUCAUGGCUGUCGCCCCAUACCUCCUGUGGGCGUUUUGCACAAACCACACUCUGGAGGAGUGUGAACGGGUCUUCAGGAUACCUGUCGCACUGGCCAUGUGGAACCAGAUUGCCGCCGAGGUCAUCCUGCUCAUCAGGACGUACGCCUUCUUCAACCGAAAUAACUACAUCCUCGCACUCCUGGUCUUAGCUCUUGCGGGUGUGGUAGCGUACCAGCUCUACGUGGAUACCUCUCAGAUGCUCUUGCUGCCCUUCAUGACUCCUCCUUACACAACCGGUCCUUGUCUCCCCAUGUCUAAGCCGCACUCAGCCGACUUACUAGGAUUUUUUAUUGCGCCGUUGCUGUAUGACACUCUGGUUACAGCAAUGACAGUCAUAAAGGCUGUUACGAUCCGCCGCCGGAGCGGCGCCGCCAGCAGUCGACUUAUUCAAACCUUCUUGCGCGAGGGUGUCUUUUAUUACAUCUUGAUCUCCAUUGCGAACCUCAUCAAUGGCAUAUUCUACCUCCAGCCGCGUCAGUCGAUCUCUGCGAUUUGCAUCCCGCUGAGCGUAAUGCUCUCUCCGGUACUUGCCUGUCGCCUCAUUCUUGAUCUCCGCGAGCGUGGGUCACAAACGGUCGCCCAGUCAACCGGGACGAUGGCUUUCACCGCGGGUCCUACAGCUUCACAGAAGUCGAGCCCUGAUUCGCCGUUCUCUGGUUUUGGGUUUGGAGGUAUCCGCAGUUCCAAUUCUCGGACUCUCACGCGACAACAGGGGGUGUUACUCAGCACCAUGGGAAGCAUCCCCGGCGACGGCAUGGCUUGCGCGAGUGGGCUGGAGCUAGAUAAUCUGGAGGAGCUCGAGGCCGCGAAGAACAGCGACUUAGAGAGUGCUUUCCACGACGACGAUCGACUGGGAAGUGCAAUUACCGGGAUAAGGAUCGAUGUAGAGAAGACCACAAUGUAGACGGUAGGCACAUUGGCGAUGGCGCGCAAAUGUAGCUGAUAGUCCGUUUAGUAUUGUUGAAGAACGGACGCCUCCUCAAAGGCACAACCUGUACCAGUAUUAGCGUGCUAUUCGCAGGCUCUGCUUUCGAGCUUUCGAACGUGCGCAGCGCACAGUACGUCCUGUUGUUGCCUCCAGUAUACCGUUGGCAUUUUAGUAGAUUCUUGUUCUUUGUAUGUACUGCAUGGCAUUAGCAACAACUGAACAACUGCAUUGUAUCUGAUCAUCUCACGGGCGUAUUUUCUCCUGAGCGAGAGGGGGAGCCGUUGGCGAAUGCUUCGUGGCGCUG
Molecule: messenger RNA, 1690 nt
Organism: Phanerochaete carnosa HHB-10118-sp
Lineage: Eukaryota; Fungi; Basidiomycota; Agaricomycetes; Polyporales; Phanerochaetaceae
Exons: 13
Coding region: 1-1362 (453 amino acids)
Source: RefSeq, a predicted model, not a curated record